AUUAAAAAUGGCAAAGUACAUUUUACAUCAGAUGCAGGAAUUGCUGGGAAAGUGGAGAGAAAUAUUCCUGAAGUUUAUGUUGCAGAUGGCCACUGGCAUACUUUUCUAAUCGGAAAAAAUGGAACAGCCACAGUACUGUCCAUCGACAGAAUAUAUAACAGAGAUAUCAUCCACCCUACACAGGAUUUUGGUGGCCUCGAUGUACUCACUAUAUCUCUUGGAGGAAUUCCACCCAAUCAAGCUCAUCGAGAUUCCCACACAGGUUUUGAUGGCUGCAUUGCCUCUAUGCUGUAUGGUGGAGAAAGUCUUCCUUUCAGUGGGAAGCAUAGCUUGGCCUCCAUCUCUAAGACGGACCCCUCAGUAAAGAUUGGCUGUCGCGGCCCGAACAUCUGUGCCAGCAACCCCUGCUGGGGCGACUUACUGUGCAUUAAUCAGUGGUAUGCCUACAAGUGCGUUCCCCCUGGAGACUGUGCCUCCCACCCAUGCCAGAAUGGGGGCAGCUGCGAGCCGGGCCUGCACUCUGGCUUCACAUGUAGCUGCCCAGAGUCCCACACAGGGAGGACCUGUGAGACGGUGGUGGCUUGUCUUGGGGUCCUCUGUCCUCAGGGGAGAGUGUGCAAAGCUGGAAGCCCUGGAGGGCAUGUCUGUGUUCUGAGUCAGGGUCCCGAAGAGAUCUCCCUGCCUCUGUGGGCUGUGCCUGCCAUCGUGGGCAGCUGUGCGACAGUCCUGGCCCUCCUGGUCCUGAGCCUGAUUCUGUGUAACCAGUGCAGGGGGAAGAAGACAAAAGACCCCAAAGAGGAGAAGAAACCGAAGGAGAAGAAGAAGAAGGGAAGCGAGAACGUUGCUUUUGAUGACCCAGACAAUAUCCCCCCCUACGGGGACGAUAUGACUGUGAGGAAGCAGCCCGAGGGGAACCCUAAGCCAGAUAUCAUUGAGCGGGAAAACCCCUACCUCAUCUACGAUGAGACUGAUAUUCCCCACAGCUCAGAAACCAUCCCCAGCGCCCCUUUGGCUUCGCCGGAGCAAGAGAUAGAGCACUACGACAUCGACAACGCCAGCAGCAUCGCCCCUUCAGACGCGGACAUCAUCCAACACUACAAGCAGUUCCGCAGCCACACACCUAAAUUUUCUAUCCAGAGGCAUAGUCCCCUAGGCUUUGCGAGGCAAUCCCCCAUGCCCUUAGGAGCAAGCAGUUUGACUUACCAACCUUCAUACGGUCAGGGUUUGAGAACCAGCUCCCUGAGCCAUUCAGCUUGCCCAACCCCCAACCCCCUGUCUCGUCACAGCCCAGCCCCUUUCUCAAAGUCCUCUACUUUCUAUAGGAACAGCCCCGCCAGGGAAUUGCAUCUUCCUAUAAGAGAUGGAAAUACUUUGGAAAUGCAUGCUGAUACCUGCCAACCUGGCAUUUUCAACUAUGCCACAAGGCUGGGAAGGAGAAGUAAGAGUCCUCAGGCCAUGACCUCUCACGGUUCUAGACCAGGGAGUCGCUUAAAGCAGCCAAUUGGGCAGAUUCCUUUGGAAUCUUCCCCUCCAGUAGGACUCUCGAUUGAAGAGGUGGAGAGGCUAAACACCCCUCGCCCUAGAAACCCAAGUAUCUGCAGUGCAGAUCACGGAAGGUCUUCUUCAGAAGAGGAUUGCAGAAGGCCAUUGUCCAGAACAAGGAACCCAGCAGAUGGCAUUCCAGCUCCAGAAUCUUCUUCUGAUAGUGACUCACAUGAGUCUUUCACUUGCUCAGAGAUGGAGUAUGACAGGGAAAAGCCAAUGGUAUAUACUUCCAGGAUGCCCAAAUUAUCUCAAGUCAAUGAAUCUGAUGCAGAUGACGAAGAUAAUUAUGGAGCCAGAUUGAAGCCUAGAAGAUACCAUGGCCGAAGGGCUGAGGGAGGACCUGGGGGCACACAGGCAGCAGCACCAGGGGUUGCUGACAACACACUGCCCUUGAAACUUGGGCAGCAAGCAGGGAAUUUCAACUGGGACAACCUUUUGAACUGGGGCCCCGGCUUUGGCCAUUAUGUAGAUGUUUUUAAAGAUUUGGCAUCUCUCCCAGAAAAAGCAGCAGCAAACGAAGAAGGCAAGAAUGGGACAGCUAAGCCCGUCCCCAAAGAUGGGGAAGCAGAGCAGUAUGUGUGAACUUUAUGUACUGGCAUUGGAAAAACAGAAAAACAAGGAACACUCAAACCGUUGUAAGGUUGCCGACGAAGGGGUAUUCCAUUUGCGAAAGAGGCCAGUAUGGACUGGUGUUGGAGGGAAACUUUAAAAAAUAAUAACCACAAUGCUGCUGAAACAGACUCCAAACAAGUCUUUAAUUUAAAUAUGCUUGGUUGAAUUUCUUUUCCUGCAUGCAUCGUAUUUUGUAACUAGUCAUGUGGCAUGCAGCAUUCGGAAAGUUUUUUUUCUUAUUUACCAAUGUUUGAUUUGUGAUUUUUGAAAUGAAUACCGUUGCCAUUGCAGAAAUGAAUUUGUGCUUUCACAGUGGGGUAUGUGUAUUGUUUCCAUUGUGUUAUCAUCCUUAUGUUUUGCAUUGCAAGAUCCUUGGGGUUUAACCAAUCCUUGUAAAGUGUAGAAAGAGCCUUCCUCUUCUUGAAUGAAAGACUAGGUAUUAACACUUUCCAGAGCUAUAGAUUCCAUAUUUGAUGUUGCUCAGAAAUGUCUGAUAUUUGAGUAGGUUUUAGACAGUGGGUACUAAAAUUAAGUCAUUUUGUUCGGCACUUUAGAAGUUUCUUACAAAAUUGUGUUAAAACUUCCGAAUCUCUCUCUCUCUCUCUCUCGCUCUCUCUCUCUCUCUUUUUGUGAACAAUUAUGGUCAUCUGACUUUCAUCAGGCUUCCAAUAGGAACAAAAUGACUGCUUAUUAUCCUUAGAACACUGCUCCCUUCCUACCGUGGAAUGAUGUUCUCAGCAGCGCUUCUCAGAGACACUUUUAGAAGUUAUUUAUUGAAAAUGUUCUAUGCUUUUAAAAUUUUAAAGAAUCGACCUAAAGAAAGCUUAUGAUUGGACUUUUCAGCCAUUUGAAGUUUACCCCAAGUACCCAGUUUUUAUAAUUUAUAUAAAGUCAAAUUUCAACUCUUCUUUCUUUCUGUCAUUUUGUAGAUCAUUUUUUAAUACAGUGUAAAAACUUUUUUUUACACCUAAGCUGUGUUUUUGAUACUGAUAUUUUCCUAUGCUGAAAAGUUUUCUUACUUUCAGGGAAGGUAAGAAAAUACUUUUUUUACAUUUGUUACUUAUGUAACGUUCAUAUUUUUCACAUUUUGAUAUUUGUAACAUACUGUAUGCUUUCUACUUGUAAAUGCCAACAAUAGAAUUAAAAUAUUUAUUUAA
Panthera uncia (snow leopard) is the source of this 3314-nucleotide messenger RNA. RefSeq names its product protocadherin Fat 4-like. The transcript is spliced from 2 exons. Gene Ontology annotation, molecular function: Notch binding. The record is from RefSeq and is a predicted model, not a curated record. The annotation marks the transcript as partial. Lineage: Eukaryota; Metazoa; Chordata; Mammalia; Carnivora; Felidae.